AUGUCUUCACUAGUUACCAGUCAAAUAUUUUCAGUAUUUGUAAAAUCUCAUACAUUAGGGCAAUCUACUGGAAACCCAUCUGCAUCUUCCAAAGAAGUGUCUAAUGACUAUCUGACAUUCAAGCUAAAAGAAAUUAAUGUUUUUCUUGUAGAAGAAUAUAUGAUUAUUGCAGAAGCUGCAUUAAUUGAAAUACUAAUAAUUAAAGAGAUUUUUCGCCCAAAAGAAGCAGCUGCAAAAGAAGAAAUUGUCGUCUAUGAGGCUGCUUUAUAUGAAGAAAGAUGCUCAGCUUUUGCGGAGGCAGAAUCUGCUUCAAGGAGCAAGUAUGUUGCACUUGCAUUUGAACAGCAGAAGACUGCGCAAGAGAAAAACUGCCGCAUGCAGAAGCUCCAGCUUGCAGAAGCCGCAUUACUUGCAGCCACCGCAAAGAAAUUGGCCGAAGAAGCCCAGGGCAAUGCAUCAGUGGCAGCAAUCCCCCGGCUGCUCUGA
Molecule: messenger RNA, 486 nt
Organism: Phycomyces blakesleeanus NRRL 1555(-)
Lineage: Eukaryota; Fungi; Mucoromycota; Mucoromycetes; Mucorales; Phycomycetaceae
Exons: 3
Coding region: 1-486 (161 amino acids)
Source: RefSeq, a predicted model, not a curated record